GCGCCCCGCUCAGCCUUGCAGCCCCGCGCCCUGAGCAUCUCCCCCGAGGAACGGAGACAAAGGAGGAUUCAUGUCCAAAGGGCUCCCAGAGACCAGGACGGACGCAGCCAUGUCAGAGCUGGUGCCUGAGCCCAGGCCUAAGCCGGCAGUGCCCAUGAAACCCGUCAGCAUCAACUCCAACCUGCUCGGCUACAUUGGCAUUGACACCAUCAUUGAGCAGAUGCGCAAGAAAACCAUGAAGACUGGUUUCGACUUCAACAUCAUGGUGGUCGGUCAGAGUGGACUGGGCAAGUCAACGCUGGUCAACACACUCUUCAAAUCCCAGGUGAGCCGCAAGGCCUCCAGCUGGAACCGGGAGGAGAAGAUUCCCAAGACCGUGGAGAUCAAAGCUAUUGGGCACGUGAUAGAGGAAGGCGGGGUCAAAAUGAAGCUGACCGUCAUUGACACUCCGGGCUUCGGAGACCAGAUCAACAAUGAAAACUGCUGGGAGCCCAUUGAGAAGUACAUCAAUGAACAGUAUGAGAAGUUCCUGAAGGAGGAGGUCAACAUCGCCAGGAAGAAACGGAUCCCCGACACUCGUGUCCACUGCUGCCUCUACUUCAUCUCCCCCACGGGACACUCCUUGCGACCCCUCGAUCUGGAGUUCAUGAAGCACCUCAGCAAAGUUGUGAACAUCAUUCCGGUCAUUGCUAAGGCUGACACCAUGACCCUGGAGGAGAAGUCUGAAUUCAAGCAAAGGGUCCGAAAGGAGCUUGAAGUGAAUGGCAUUGAGUUUUACCCCCAGAAGGAAUUUGAUGAGGAUUUGGAGGACAAGACAGAGAAUGACAAAAUCCGGCAGGAAAGCAUGCCGUUCGCUGUCGUGGGAAGCGACAAGGAGUACCAAGUGAAUGGCAAGCGUGUCCUUGGCAGAAAAACUCCCUGGGGGAUCAUUGAAGUGGAAAACCUCAACCACUGUGAGUUUGCCUUGCUCCGAGACUUUGUCAUCAGGACCCACCUCCAGGACCUCAAGGAAGUGACACACAACAUCCACUACGAGACCUACAGGGCCAAGCGGCUCAAUGACAAUGGAGGCCUCCCUCCGGGAGAAGGCCUCCUGGGCACUGUCCUUCCACCUGUGCCAGCCACCCCCUGCCCCACUGCUGAAUGAAGGCCAUUUCAAGCACUGCUUCUCCCUCCAUUCCUCCCAGCUCUUAUCGCUGCCGGGCUAUGCCCUUUUUUAGAGCUGUGCUUGCCCAGCCCACCACCACCACAGCCCCCCUUCAGCUCUCAGCAGGUCGGAGGGGCCAGCUGUCUCUUUAGGACAGUUGCUUUCUCCCUGUAUCCAAACCCCUCCCUGCUCCCCGUGGAAUGGAGUUCUCGCCAGCCCAGCCCUCCUCCAUCGUCUGUAUCAGCCAGUCCCAGCCCAUCUGUAGGGGGAAAGAACUCAUCAAGAGCUCCUUCUGCCCUUGGACACCCAUACCAGCUACUUGUCACCAUCUCCGAAGGGAAAUGGCAUUGCUCCCUGUCCAUUCAUCUGCAUGAGCUACUCUUGGCUUCCUUCGAGGGUCAAGAAAGCAACUUUUCUGCUUGUCAGAUUUGUGGAUGUCAGCCGUGUGAGCCCCAGUGUGGGACAAGGGUGUCUCCUUCAUUGCUUACAGCUUAUUUCUAAUGAUGGGUCACUAUGGAUGUGGGGGGAGCCAGGCCUAGGGUCAUUUUAAAAUAAAAACCACCACUUGUAGCUGGCCCAGAGUUCAGCUUCACACUCGCCCCACCCUGUAAGGCAGCCACUUAGAGUGGUUUUCCUGGAGAGACAUCUCUGGAAUUGACUUCCUUACCCUCAAACUUUAAAAAAGAACCAAACACAGACAUAAACCUCCAGAAACCCGUGGGAUGUGAACUCUAGGAAGAAAAAACAAAAAGCACCCUUCUGUCCACUUAGCAAUAAGAGGGAUCUCUUCCCACCUACCCUGACUACUCCUGCUACCUGCUACCUUGACCUUCACCCUGCUAAUGUGAGUAAUGAAUUAGCCUGGCCUCAGUUGGUCACUGUAGGCUAGUGGAAAAUACCCAGUGGAGGGCAAAGCCCCCCAUCAGAUGCAUGAAUGUUUGCGAAUGUUGGCUGCCACUGCCCCACAUACUAUGUCUUUAUGGGAUCCCCCUCCCCGCCCACCUCCGCCAUCUCUACCUGGACACUACUUUCUCAAAGGCUGGUGACUUGUGGGCCAUUCAUCUACAACUAAGUCCUGAUGGAGCAAGAGGCCCAAGCCUAGGGGAUGCAAGAACGACCCAUUUCUUAAAUGUUACCAGUCCCAGCCAACCUUUGGGUGACAUUAUGGUUAAAUUUCCCAAUUGAAAACAAGCCAACAGACACUCCAACUGGUUGUAUAAAUGUUGCUAGACUUUAUGUGUUGUACAACUAAACAUUGCUGUUUGAACAAGAA
Molecule: messenger RNA, 2420 nt
Organism: Neogale vison (American mink)
Lineage: Eukaryota; Metazoa; Chordata; Mammalia; Carnivora; Mustelidae
Gene: SEPTIN3
Product: septin 3
Exons: 11
Coding region: 71-1147 (358 amino acids)
Biological process (GO): cytoskeleton-dependent cytokinesis
Cellular component (GO): presynaptic cytoskeleton; cell division site; neuron projection
Molecular function (GO): GTP binding; GTPase activity; molecular adaptor activity
Source: RefSeq, a predicted model, not a curated record